CCGACAUUUCCAGCUAUUGAUUUACAAGCAGGAGAUCUUAGCGGAGAAUGGAGAAAGUAUUCGCCGUAUUUACUGACCAUCAACCGUUGGUCACGAUAUUCUCAAACCCAGCAUCGAAACCGUCAGCUCGUCUAGAAAGAUGGUCCCUGCGUUUACAACCUUAUGACGUCACAAUACGCUAUCAGCCUGGAACUGAAAAUCCGGCAGAUUAUCUAUCGAGACAUCCGCUUCGUGAUGUUACUCCGAACAGCCGUCAAGAGAAGGUAGCUGAAGAAUUCGUAAAUUUCCUGGCAGAAACCUCUACGCCUAAAGCCAUCAACCUGACCGAUUUGAAGUCGGCAACGAAAAAUGACGCUACCCUACAAGCCGUAAUGAAAGCUGUUCAAACCGGGAAAUGGCACGAAACCUCCAAAGAUGCAAGAAUCAACAUUUCAGAGUUUUCAGAAAGUAAGAAACGAACUGUGUACUCUACCCGACCUAGUCUUGAGAGAACGUAG
Messenger RNA from Paramuricea clavata, 497 nucleotides. The record is from the annotation of a GenBank genome assembly. NCBI's taxonomy places the organism in Eukaryota, Metazoa, Cnidaria, Anthozoa, Malacalcyonacea, Plexauridae.